Priapulus caudatus is the source of this 1059-nucleotide messenger RNA. Its product is annotated as probable G-protein coupled receptor AH9.1. Gene Ontology annotation, cellular component: membrane. The transcript has a single exon. The record is from RefSeq and is a predicted model, not a curated record. NCBI's taxonomy places the organism in Eukaryota, Metazoa, Priapulida, Priapulimorpha, Priapulimorphida, Priapulidae. Gene Ontology annotation, molecular function: G protein-coupled receptor activity. Bases 1 to 1059 code for a protein of 352 amino acids. Gene Ontology annotation, biological process: G protein-coupled receptor signaling pathway.
AUGGAGAAUAUGACGGAGACGUCGGACAUAUUCGGUGGUGACGAGGCAGGCAAGGAGGCGGCCGAUCGCGUCGACUUCAUCGUCAACUCUGUCAUGCUUCCCAUCGUCCUCGUCGUCGGCAUCAGUGGCGACGUGCUGAACAUCAUCGUCCUGUGGAAGAGUGACAAGCUGCGCGGGACGUCGUACACGUAUCUACGCUGGAUGUCGAUCACCGACCUGGCCGUUCUCAUCGUGAAGUCGGUCCAGGUGACGUUCACGCGUUUUCCCGUCGAGUCGAGGCCGCUGUCGACUGUACGCUUCUACGCUCACGGUUAUCUACUACUCAUCAACUCGUUUGUUUGCAUGAGUAGUUUGCUGGUCGCUGUCGUAAGCAUUGAGAGAUACUUAUCAAUAUGUCAUCCGCUGAGAUUUCAGUUUCUGCACACGAAAAAAACGGCUCGCAUCGCCAUCGGCGCCAUCGUCAUAGUUUCCGUCAUCAUCCACAUUCCGCACACGUUCGACAGAUACGUGGCUAAACACGUUAGCCAGACAACGAACGCCACGUACUACACACGGGAGUGGAACCAGUCCGUGCGCAACAUCGUUAUUUACGCGUACGUGUGGCCAGUCGUCCAACAAUUCUUUUACUCAUUCCUCCCGAUCGUCUGUCUGCUCUGUCUGAACCCGCCCAUCAUUCUCGCGCACCGACGCAGCCUCGCUCAGCGGCGCAGAAUGCAGGCGAAGCAGACGAACGACGCGGCGCGCCACGCGAGAGAGCAGCGUCGCAUGCUCGUCAUGUUGCUCUGCGUCUCCGUCGUGUUUCUCGUCUGCAUGACGCCGCAGGCGAUCCUCGCCAUCCUCAUCAGUUCCGUGUCCGUCAGCGCCAUCAACACCCUGGCGUUCUUCAUGUUCCGACAGAUCGCAAACUUGCUCGAGAAGAUCAAUUUUGCGGCGAAUUUCUACGCGUACAGCUUGGCCAGCGGCGCAUUUCGUACAAGCUUCAGGGAAGUGUUGCCGUGCUGUUUUCGCUGGAGAGUGCAGCCGGAGAGUUUGAGUGAUCGUACACCGACUGGCGGAUAG